AUUAAUUUUGAAAAAAAUUGAAACAUAAUGUUUUUAAUAAUUUUUUGGGGACUUUUCACCGCCACAAGGUACACACUGGACAGGACAGGCCUGUGGUUAACAGCGCCCCCAAGCGGCCAUGUGCAGUACAGCGUGUGGAAACGACUAAACAAAUCAAGCACCUGUGCGAUUCGAUUCAGUUUAUUUACUUUGUUCUCGUCCACAUUUCAUCCACAGUGAUAAGACCUAAGGAGUUAAGUCAGACAAUGACUGGUAAAGGAUCACAGAUGACACUCAGGGGGACAGACGUUAAAGGAACUAAACUGAAAAUGCCAGAGGCUGAACAUGCAGGUGGGUUUUGUGAUGAUUCUCCAGCAAAGAGGAUGAAGGUGUCUCGUACUAAAUUAGCCCCUGUGGAUGGGACUGAGGGGUUUGAAAAAGCAUGGUCAGGUGCUGUCAGAGAAAUCAAUUGCCUGUUCACAAAAUACCCAGAAAUGCUGCGAGAGAGAGCUGCGGUGGAUGCAUCACAGAUUCAGGAGCUGACGAAUAUUCUGACUGAGGCUUUGAGCUUGGAAUCACAACUUAAGGAGAAGAAGGAUCACCUGAGACAGUCUUUGGCUGUUAUUUCAGACAAACUGCAGGGAUAGCCAACUGACAAAUAUGUUAAAUGAAGGUAUUGGAGCUAUAUUUGAAUUCAAGUUUGAUUUAACUUUGUGGAAGCUAAUUUGUUGUUGUUGUAGUGAAUUGUUGUGAUUCUUCUAUUAUAAUAUUUGUGUUAUGCUCCCUGUGUUAAUGUUAAAAGGAUGACUAUACAGUAUAUACACCUUUUAUUUAACAUGCUACAACAGGUUGUAAUAGCAGCAGUUGAGUUGAUUGUUAUAACAGAUUUGCAGAAUGCUUGAUGCGAGUCCUAUGACGAUAACAGACAUAUGACAUUCUCUUUCUUUGCUCAAAUACAAAGAGUACUGUUCUUGAAGUUCAAGUUUUGUAAAUCUCUGUGGGUGUAAUACAGGAUGUUGUCCAAGCAACCUAGAAAUGUACUUUUCUUUGUAAACCUUUAUUUCUCAGCAGCAGCUGUAUUCUAACCUUUAUUUUCUCUCUCUGCACUUGACAAUUUCAACAACUUAUUAGGGGUUAUAACCACUGACAGAACAUCAUCGUCCUCCACAUCCAUAAUUAAAAGGCCUAGAGGU
Messenger RNA from Ictalurus furcatus (blue catfish), 1172 nucleotides. RefSeq names its product testis-expressed protein 12-like. The record is from RefSeq and is a predicted model, not a curated record. The transcript is spliced from 5 exons. NCBI's taxonomy places the organism in Eukaryota, Metazoa, Chordata, Actinopteri, Siluriformes, Ictaluridae. Bases 246 to 626 code for a protein of 126 amino acids.